Saprolegnia parasitica CBS 223.65 is the source of this 209-nucleotide messenger RNA. RefSeq lists its product as hypothetical. NCBI's taxonomy places the organism in Eukaryota, Oomycota, Saprolegniomycetes, Saprolegniales, Saprolegniaceae. The transcript has a single exon. The record is from RefSeq and is a predicted model, not a curated record. The annotation marks the transcript as partial.
AUGAAGAAGGUCGCGUCGCGUAAGAAGAUCAUCCUCUUCCACCCGGACGACAUCACAACCAAGGACACGUACGCCGGCGUCGACCUCGAGCACCUCUACGACCUCACCAUGUCGUCCCGCGCGGCCGUGGCCGCCCCGGCGCCGCACCGCGUGAGCCACUGCGCGACCGACGUCAUGGACGACGAGAGCAGCUACCACGUUCCGUCCAU